AGAGAGAGAGAGAGAGAGAGAUUGUAGAAGGAAUCAUCUGGAGGUUGGAUGCUGAAAGAUUGAAGGAGCUGGAGGUCUAGAGUGACUGUGCAUCUCGGCUGUGUUCUCCUGGGUCAGUCCAGACGGAGCGAUGGCCGAUAACAGCACACAUCCCAUCCUGGAAAUCCUUCAGUCCUUCAGCACGAGAGACGUGAUCCUUGCUUUCUGUUUGUCCGUGGUGGUAGGACUCCUGCUGGGAGCUUUGGUGUACGUGAUCCUCACGUGGAUGGCGCGUCGUCGAGCGUCUGCCACCAUCACCCUCAUGCCGUCACCGCGCUCGUCCGGCCGCCCGUCGUCCCCACGUACUCGCCCGCUUGCCUUCAGCCGUCAGAACAGUGCCUAUGACCGGCGUAGCAACAACAGCCUGGCCAGCGCCGCAUACUCCUUCCAUCGGCAAACCUCGGCUUCACCCAUCGAUCACAGCGACCUGCUGGGUCGCAAGGACAGCUUCAGGGCCUCUACUUUCCACCCACUUAUCCAGUGCAGCCAGAUCGCCCGCGAGGCCGAGGAAGGAAACCACGGCACCCUGUCCAGCAGCCCCGUAGGCACCGGAACUAACAGCACUGCCAGCUCCAUGGUCACUCCACCAAGGCACAGACCUAGACCGAAUUCCUUCUGGGGCAACAGCAGUCUGGGAGGCAUCAGUGUCACACAGACCCCACCGCCGGCGUAUAACAGCAUCAUACGGGCCUAUCAGGAGACCUGCACAUGAAGGAUGAGGAUAGAACUCCCCCUGGUGGAGAAGGAAGUACAUAGACCCGGGGAUGAUCAGAGACUUGGCGAUCUCUUGUUGAAUUAGGAGCAGUUUUAUUUACAAUGCACAGUGUGAAAACAAAACUGUCAUUUUUAUUACUGUCAUUGAAAUAAACAGAGCGAGAGAGAGAGAGAGAGAGCGAGAGCGAGAGCGAGAGAGAGAGAGAGAGAGAGAGAGAGAGAGAGAGAGAGAGAAUGAAUAAUUACUGACACUUAAACUGGACAAGCCACUUUUACACAGCAUCAGUCACGCUCGCUACCUGACUGUAUCAUGAGUGUCACAACUGAACGCUGAUGAAAAAUAUGUCUAUUCUCAGUAUGUUUUACUGACAUCAUUAGUAAAUAAAAUGAUUUAGACAUGA
Molecule: messenger RNA, 1154 nt
Organism: Tachysurus fulvidraco (yellow catfish)
Lineage: Eukaryota; Metazoa; Chordata; Actinopteri; Siluriformes; Bagridae
Gene: myct1a
Product: myc target 1a
Exons: 2
Coding region: 131-751 (206 amino acids)
Cellular component (GO): nucleoplasm
Source: RefSeq, a predicted model, not a curated record